Messenger RNA from Staurois parvus, 340 nucleotides. NCBI's taxonomy places the organism in Eukaryota, Metazoa, Chordata, Amphibia, Anura, Ranidae. The record is from the annotation of a GenBank genome assembly.
UCAAUUCUGCAAGUGGUUCUGAUUUACUAUCGCUGUUCUCUAGCUGGUCUAAAACCGCUUUUGACCUAAAGGGAUGCUUUUUGGACGCCAUGGACGUUUCUCAGUUUCAAGGCAGAAAGAACAGUAAAAAUGCAGGCAGGGCACAGGACAAAGCAUUAGGGACAAAAUGUAUGUGAAAUGGUUUGAUACAGUAAUGUUUUACUAUGUGAUUUUUUUAAAAUAUUUAAAUUUCCUGCCGGUUCUGGCCCUGUAUGUCCUGACGCUCGCAGGGACCGGAAACUGGAAGAUGGAUGCCGGCAUCGGCCGGGAGGAGAUGGCCGGCGACACUGCAGGGGGACAU